UUUUACCCCGACUAGUCUGGAUUUGAUUUUUUGUGAGAAUUGUUCGAUUUGCAAUGUCUGACUGGAGAAUUGCUCUUAAGUGUUGUGUUGUUUUCCUUGUAAUGACUUCAGUGACGGGUGAUUAUCGUAACAUUUUGCGACUAUGUAAAAUUGAAUGUGAGUUCAUUGAUACUUUGAUGGCGAACUAUUCAUGCAAAAUCAAGGCCCUAAGUCGUAUCAGAACUGCAAUCUACCUCGAAUUAAAUCUGAAACGGUCGAUUACAGAUGUGUUGGUCAACAUGCAAAUAUUCAAGAAGAAUAGUAUGCACUAUAUUCCGUACAUGGUCAACACAACUUUCAAUGCCUGCGAUAUCCUUGACAAUGCCACUAAGAAUUGGUUCGCCAAGUUCAUGUUUAGCUGGAUACAACCGCAUUCAAAUUUUGACCAUCCGUGCCCAUAUUCGGGACAUAUUUAUAUCAAACGGUUGGAGCCAUUUGCAGAUAAUAUUCCAGGAUUUAUAUCGGUUGGUGACUAUCGCUUAGAUCUGCAUUGGUAUGAAAAAACCUUAAAAAAAUGGGUCGGCACUGUUCGUGGCUAUGGGACAAUGACGGUGAAACCCUUUAUCACACAGGACAUGGAAUAGCUUGAACUACGAGGGAAAUUCUGGAUGGAAGCAGAAAAUUGGAGGUUUUUUGAACAAUUCAUAUCUGCAGUUUUCUAGACAAAUCUGGAAAUAAAAUACU
Molecule: messenger RNA, 723 nt
Organism: Hermetia illucens (black soldier fly)
Lineage: Eukaryota; Metazoa; Arthropoda; Insecta; Diptera; Stratiomyidae
Exons: 4
Coding region: 54-623 (189 amino acids)
Source: RefSeq, a predicted model, not a curated record